Messenger RNA from Musca domestica (house fly), 3692 nucleotides. It is a transcript of the gene lds, whose product is annotated as transcription termination factor 2. Gene Ontology annotation, molecular function: ATP-dependent chromatin remodeler activity; ATP binding. The transcript is spliced from 4 exons. Bases 131 to 3484 code for a protein of 1117 amino acids. The record is from RefSeq and is a predicted model, not a curated record. NCBI's taxonomy places the organism in Eukaryota, Metazoa, Arthropoda, Insecta, Diptera, Muscidae.
ACAGUCAUUUGUUGACAUUUGGACUGGCGGCAUUUAAAAAAUAGAGUGGAAGCAUUUUUCAAAGGAACAAAAGAAUUUCAUCAACCUUUAGAGUUAAGUUUGGAAGUAUAAAAUUUUAAGACGCUACAAAAUGUCGGAUUCGGAUGAGAUUAUAACUAGCGAUGAAGAAUCAAGCAAUGAAGAAGAGAUUGCGACCAGCGAUGCUGCUGAAAGUGGAGAUGACGACAGUGAAGUAGAUGAUAGCAGAAAUCAACCGCCCAGCAGAGAAUUAACUGUCGAAGAUUCUGAUGUCUCGUCAGAUGGUAAUGAAAGCAUGAUUGUGGCAAACAGAAAUAAAGGUAAAAAGAAAAAAAGAAAAGCUGUAAUCGAAUCCGAUUCUGAACUUGAAGAGGAGGAAGAAGAGCUGGAGGAACGUGCAUUUUCUCCCAGAACCCGAAUGAGCAUUACCGGAAUUAGACCCGCCGAUUUGACAGACGACAGCAGUGAAAUCGAAUAUUCCGAUGAUGAAAGUGCAAAGAAAAAGUCCAACUUAAGUAAUAUAUCAGAGGUCUACAAUGACGAUGAAGGAGGCGAUGGUGGAUCUGGCAUUGAAACAGAAGAUGAAGAGGAGGAUAAUGAAAAGACAAACUCCUUCAUUGAAAAGUCAGCGGAAGAAAAGUCUGAUAUACAUAGUUCCACAAUGAACCAAACUGAUGGUAAUGCCAGCAGAUCAGAAAUGGCGAGCAAUUCAGAAAUAGAAGAAUCCUCCAGUGGGAAAAAUUCAAGCACACUAUCGCCGAAAGUUGUUGGUAACACAUUGGGGGGUAAUGUCAAUUCUCCUCAACCACCACGUUAUAGUAUACACUUUGCCAAGGAAAUUCAAGAUAAACUGUCGUCGACUUUAUAUCAACCAAGGGAAGUAGAACCAGAAAUCGAUUCUUCAGCCGACAGCGAUAUACAGAUCAUUGAAAAGGUCGAGAAGCCCAUUGAAUUGUCCUCAGAUGAUGCUGGCAGCGAAGAAGAUAAGGAAAAUAAAACGCACAUUAAUACAACACAAAAAAAUUUGGUCCAACCAAAAAUUUUGUCUGCCCUUAACAAUGUAGCUCCUGCCAUGAAAACACCUAUGAAUAAGGGCAACUUGAGGCACGUCUCUCAGGAAUACUACGACAAAGAAAUUAGAAAAUUCGAGGAAAUGAAAUCGGAACUAAUUAAUGCGGAAAAACUUUUGGAAAAAAUAUCGAAAUCAUUGCCCGAUGGUGGCAGGCAGUUAUCGCUGCGAAUAGAACGGUUGCGUAAUGAUGUGAGCAUUAAAUCAAAAUAUAUUGCCUCUUUGUAUAUUGAAGAUGCUCCCGGGGCAAGCGGACCUGUAUAUCCACCUGAUGAUAAGGAUUCGCCAUCACAGAAAUUGCAAGAUAUUCAAAAGCAACGCAAGGCUUUCUUCAAUAACAAUGCAGCACCAAAUUGGGAUGAUCUUUCGGCAGCUGUAAAUCAAAUACAGCCAACUCAUACCGGCAAACAGGGCAUGGCCACAUUUAAUAAUCAAAAAGUUCUGACAAUGGAACGUCUUAAGGAUCUCCAUGGUUCGUUGGAAAGCUGUCCAGCGGAAAAUGUCUUGGCUGAUGAUCCCAAGGGUCUUAAAGUCACUCUAAUGGAUCAUCAGAAGCAUGCUUUGGCUUGGAUGUUCUGGCGUGAGAAACAAAAACCUCGAGGCGGUAUAUUGGCCGAUGAUAUGGGUUUGGGUAAAACGUUAACUAUGAUUUCAUUGGUACUGGCUAGUAAAAACCGGGAAGAGGAGGAGGAAGAUGAGGAUAAAGAGGAAGAAAGUGAAUCGGAAGAUGACGGCGAGCCGAAGACGGGUUGGUCGUCGAAAGGAAGAAGGGAUUACUAUCCUGGCGGUACUUUAGUCGUAUGUCCUGCCAGUUUAAUGCGCCAAUGGGAAGAUGAGGCUCAAACUAAAGUAUCAAGACAUCGCUUAACCGUUUGCGUACAUCAUGGUAAUAAUCGUGAUUCAAAACCCAAACAUCUGCGUACAUAUGAUAUUGUAGUUACAACCUAUAAUAUCGUGGCACGUGAACAUAAAACCUCUGGAGCUUUGUAUGGUAUUAAAUGGAAACGUAUAAUACUGGAUGAGGCUCACGUUGUUCGUAAUCACAAAGCCCAAUCUUCGAUGGCAGUAUGUGAGCUAAAAGGUAAAAAUAGAUGGGCUUUGACCGGUACACCCAUUCAAAACAAAGAAAUGGAUGUAUAUGCCUUAUUGAAAUUUCUACGUUGUUCGCCAUUCGAUGAUUUUGCCCAUUGGAAGAAAUGGAUUGACAAAAGUGCUGGUGGACAACAACGUCUGAACACCAUCAUGAAAUCCCUGAUGUUGAGACGUACCAAAGCCCAGCUUCAAGAUCGUGGUGAACUGCAAUGUCUGCCUAAAAAGGAAAUUGAAUUGAUUGAAGUGGAAUUGGAUAAAGAUGAAAUGAAUGUUUACCAGAAGAUUAUGAUUUUCUCGCGGACACUAUUUGCCCAGUUCCUGUUUCAAAGGGCGGAAAGAAAUACCGAUUUACACUAUCGCGAUCAGAGUUCUAAGCCCACGUUUAUGCAAUCGAAGGAUCCCAAUGAUGCUUACUAUAAAAUGCACAAGAAAUUCACAAAACUUCAUCAGGGUACCAAGGAAAUUAAAUCUCAUGAAAUUUUGGUGCUACUACUGAGGUUAAGGCAAAUCUGUUGUCACCCUGGUUUAAUUGAUUCGAUGUUGGAAGAUGAUGAUGCUCAUCACAUAACCACCGACAGUGAUGCUUCACAUCCUGAAAUAGAUUUAUUGGAACAGCUAAAUAAGUUAGCCAUUACGGAUAAAAAUGACAGCGCCACAAUGAUGAUGAGCAAUAGUAUGAAUGAACCUGAUACAUCACUGAGACCUGAAGAACAAGUUAUGGCCAAAGCCUCUGCCCGGGUGUUGCAACGAAACAAUCCCGUAUUCAAUAUGGAUAGGCCAUCAUCGAAAAUGGUCAAGGUUAUGGAAGUAUUAAAGGAACGUGUAUUGGCAGCUGGUGAUAAGGCCAUUGUGGUGUCACAAUGGACAAGCGUUUUGAAUAUACUGAAGACACACAUUGAAAGGGAAAAUGUUGCAACCCUUUCACUGAAUGGUUCGAUUGCGGUGAAAAAUCGCCAGGAAAUUGUUUCGGAAUUUAAUAAUGCCAAGAGUAGCAAACGUAUUCUAUUAUUGUCAUUGACGGCCGGUGGAGUGGGUUUAAAUUUAGUUGGAGCAAAUCAUUUGUUGCUCAUCGAUUUACAUUGGAAUCCUCAGUUGGAGGCUCAGGCCCAAGAUCGUGUAUAUCGUGUUGGCCAAAAGAAAGAUGUUAUUAUCUAUAAGUUCAUGUGCAAAGAUACUGUGGAGGAGCGUAUUAAGGCGUUGCAGGAUCACAAAAUGGCAUUGGCCAAUGGUGUGUUGACCGGUGCAGGCGCCACUGAGGGAAGCAAACUUACUAUGGAUGAUCUUAAGGGUCUUUUUGGCAUUUAAUUAGGAUUCAUCGUGUGUGUCUUUGUGUUAAGUAUUUUUUUGUAUUGAAAUCUCGUUUUUUUCCUUUUUGCAUUCCACGCAUAAGUGUAUUACUUCUCGAAUCGUGUGAGUUGAAUGUUUUUAUACUGUAUUAUCUCUUUGGUAAAAAGAAACGAAAUUGUUCCGGAUUAUUUUGUUUUUUUUUAUUAAAUGUAUUUAAAUAAACCAA